ACAAUAGUUCUGUUUGUUUUAGCCUUUUUUUAAAAAAUUUUGUAGGCUAGGCCCACAAUACUGCAGAACUAAACACUGCUCAGCUGCUCUCGGCUCUCGCGCCUGCCUGCCCUAGCCGCUCGCCCGGUCCCACUCCCGCAUAGGCGCCGCCGCCGCUACCCGCUACCCCCGCAGCCGGCACUCGGCAGGUUCUUCCCCUGGCAUCCGGCACUCGGCUUCUUCUUGCCCCGGCUCCCGGCGCGGCGGCGCCCGCUCCUCCUCCCCCCGCUCGCCCGCUGCAGGUCCUCCCCCGCGGCACGCGCCCGCUGCUGCAGCCUGCAGCUCCCACCCCAACUGGCGAUUGCAGCUCCUCCGGUCCUCCCCCUGCCGGCGCCGCCUGCGAGCUGCACAGCUGCAGCUCCCCCCCUGGCUGGCAGAGCUGCAGCUUCAACUCUCUUGAAGGCAAAAGCUUGCAUGCUCUGCGGGCGCCGACGCCGCUCGUUGGGAGCACUAGGAUUGGCUUCAGUUCGGGGCUCCGCUUUUGCUCCAACAGAGUCCUCAGAGGGUUAACUCCCAUUGGCGCGAUGAAGUCGUAUAGGCUAUCGGAGCUCAGCGACACCGAAGUUAGCGGCCUCAAAGCUCGUCCCCGCAUCGAUUUCUCAUCUAUUUUUGGCACGGUGAAUCCAAUCGUUGAAGAUGUCCGUGUGAGAGGUGAUGCAGCAGUUAAGCACUACACAGAAAAGUUUGACAAGGUCAUGCUUGAUGAUGUUGUCGUCUGUGUUAGCGAUCUUCCAGAUGCAGAGCUUGAUCCAGCUGUGAAGGAAGCCUUUGAUGUUGCAUAUGACAAUAUAUAUGCCUUCCAUGUUUCACAAAAAAUACCUGAGAAGACAGUUGAAAAUAUGAAAGGCGUAAGAUGUAAGAGAAUAACUAGAUGCAUUGGUUCUGUUGGGCUGUAUGUCCCAGGUGGCACUGCAGUCUUGCCUUCAACUGCAUUGAUGCUUGCUGUGCCUGCACAGAUUGCUGGAUGCAAAACUAUUGUUCUUGCCACACCACCUAGCCGUGAUGGUAGCAUAUGCAAGGAGGUUCUUUACUGUGCAAAGAAAGCUGGUGUGACACACAUAUUGAAAGCUGGAGGAGCUCAGGCAAUCUCAGCAAUGGCAUGGGGAACUGCAUCUUGCCCAAAGGCUGAGAAGAUUUUUGGACCUGGUAACCAGUAUGUAACAGCUGCCAAAAUGAUUCUUCAGAACAGUGAAGCUAUGGUAUCUAUAGACAUGCCUGCUGGCCCUUCUGAAGUUUUAGUCAUUGCUGAUAAAUACGCGAACCCAGUUCAUGUUGCUGCUGAUCUGCUAUCCCAGGCAGAACAUGGCCCAGAUAGUCAGGUUGUUCUAGUUGUUGCUGGAGAUGGUGUUGAUCUGGGUGCCAUUGAGGCAGAAGUUAGCAAGCAGUGCAACGCGCUUCCAAGAGGUGAAUUCGCUUCAAAAGCACUUAGCCACAGCUUCACUGUGUUCGCGAAAGAUAUGGUUGAGGCGAUAUCAUUCUCAAAUCUGUAUGCCCCUGAGCAUUUGAUCAUCAACGUAAAGGAUGCUGAGCAGUGGGAGGAGUUCAUCGAAAACGCAGGGUCAGUUUUCUUGGGCCAAUGGACCCCAGAGAGCGUGGGCGAUUAUGCGAGCGGGACGAACCAUGUCCUUCCGACCUAUGGUUACGCAAGGAUGUACAGCGGUGUAUCGCUGAACUCUUUCCUCAAAUACAUCACUGUCCAAUCCCUAACAGAGGAAGGGCUGAGAAAGCUGGGGCCGUACGUCGCGAAGAUGGCCGAAGUGGAGGGGCUAGAGGCGCACAAGAGAGCCGUUACCCUUAGGCUGCAAGAGGUUGAGGCCAAUGUAACUGUCUAGCCGCUGUCCAUGGUCUAUUGCAACGUUCAGACUCGAUGUGGGAUGCUGGAGUUCUUCCCUAGGAACCUAGGGGAACUGGACUAUUGAUGUCUUCCAAACAGGCUCUGGAAUGUUAGAAAGAGGCGUUUCAACUGGUGCAGCUAAUAAUGUUCAUUGGACCCUGAUUUGUUUCACGAAUAAACUUGAGCAGAACUUACUGUGUAUAUAUGCAGUGUUCUCGUAUUAGUUAUUUCCCUAGUUGCUUCUGUA
Messenger RNA from Zea mays, 2120 nucleotides. RefSeq lists its product as uncharacterized. Gene Ontology annotation, cellular component: chloroplast stroma; cytosol; cytoplasm. Bases 564 to 1871 code for a protein of 435 amino acids. Gene Ontology annotation, molecular function: histidinol dehydrogenase activity; NAD binding; metal ion binding. The record is from RefSeq and is a predicted model, not a curated record. NCBI's taxonomy places the organism in Eukaryota, Viridiplantae, Streptophyta, Magnoliopsida, Poales, Poaceae. The transcript has 15 exons. Gene Ontology annotation, biological process: L-histidine biosynthetic process.